UUUAUUAUAAAAUAAAAUAAAAACAACAAACCUCUCUCUCUCUCUCUCUCUCUCUAAAAAUCUCCGCGGUUCUUCACUUCAACUUUGGAGAUCCUCUCUCCCUCCCAUUUCCAUUUCCAUUUCGGAUCUGGAAUAUAGUACAUAGUUUUCGUCACUGUUGAAAUUCAAAUCACGUGAGAUUCAUCCAUUCAUUGAAAGUUGAUGGCUGCUCCACCGGCAAGGGCUCGUGCGGAUUAUGAUUAUCUCAUAAAGCUUCUCUUGAUUGGGGAUAGUGGUGUUGGAAAGAGUUGUCUUCUUCUUCGAUUCUCUGAUGGUUCUUUCACAACUAGUUUCAUCACAACCAUAGGCAUUGAUUUUAAGAUAAGAACCAUUGAGCAGGAUGGAAAACGGAUCAAGCUCCAAAUUUGGGAUACUGCAGGUCAGGAGCGGUUCCGAACAAUUACAACUGCUUACUAUCGUGGUGCUAUGGGCAUAUUGCUAGUCUAUGACGUCACAGACGAAUCAUCAUUUAACAAUAUCAGGAAUUGGAUUCGUAACAUUGAGCAACAUGCUUCAGACAAUGUUAACAAAAUACUGGUGGGGAACAAAGCCGACAUGGAUGAAAGCAAAAGGGCUGUCCCUACCUCCAAGGGCCAAGCACUGGCCGAUGAGUAUGGAAUCAAAUUCUUUGAAACAAGCGCAAAGACAAAUCUAAAUGUGGAGGAAGUUUUCUUCUCGAUUGCAAGAGAUAUAAAACAAAGGCUUGCUGACAAUGACUCUUCUAAGGCCGAGCCAGCGGGAAUUAAAAUCAACCAACAAGAUCAGGCAACCGCCGGGCAAAUUGCACAAAAGUCAGCUUGCUGUGGCUGAGGAGGCAACAUUAUUUUCCAAGAACAAGAAUGAAGGAGGAAAAUACAUGUAUGAUGAUAAAUUGAUGAUGAUUCGUGCUUUUGCAUUUUACGCUGUCAUUCUUUAAUAGUUUCUUUCCUAGAUGUUAUAUAUUAAUUCAGAGCUAGAUAUGAUUGUGUCAUUGGCCCUUGUGUUGUUUUGUUGGGACACAAAUCCAUUGGUCGUUGAUAUUUUGAAUGGUUAAUUGCAUUGAUAUUCUUUAAAACGUAAUAAAGUUAUAUUAACCCA
Molecule: messenger RNA, 1116 nt
Organism: Cajanus cajan (pigeon pea)
Lineage: Eukaryota; Viridiplantae; Streptophyta; Magnoliopsida; Fabales; Fabaceae
Product: ras-related protein RABE1c
Molecular function (GO): GTP binding; GTPase activity
Source: RefSeq, a predicted model, not a curated record